Strongylocentrotus purpuratus (purple sea urchin) is the source of this 1718-nucleotide messenger RNA. Its product is annotated as protein orai-2. Gene Ontology annotation, cellular component: membrane. The transcript is spliced from 2 exons. Gene Ontology annotation, biological process: store-operated calcium entry. Bases 280 to 885 code for a protein of 201 amino acids. Gene Ontology annotation, molecular function: store-operated calcium channel activity. The record is from RefSeq and is a predicted model, not a curated record. NCBI's taxonomy places the organism in Eukaryota, Metazoa, Echinodermata, Echinoidea, Camarodonta, Strongylocentrotidae.
ACCCAAAACGUCAAACCUUGAAACAAGGCUAGCAUAAACAGGGAAUCGCGUGCGGAUGCAGAGUUUACAAGCAAAAACUUCUCUCUGUCAACAAUACCAGCAGACCUCAAUCCUUCAACAAUCGGAGGUCAGGUGGGUCAGGUGGCGUACCGAGAUCAAUGUGGAUGUUGAAUAACAGAUUUUAAUCAGGAGACGUAACAUAAAUCAUUCAAAAUUCAGUCCCAACCGCAGCAAGACGCCGGUUACUCGGAUUGGGUAUAUCAAUCCUACGUGAAGGAGAUGUCGAACCAGCACUCCGCCCAGGCGCUCAACUGGCGCAAACUCUACCUGAGUAGAGCCAAGCUGAAGGCCUCCAGCAGAACGUCUGCUCUGCUGGCAGGAUUUGCCAUGGUUGCCAUGGUUGAAGUGCAGUUAUCAGCGACCAAAGAAACCAAUGCAUAUGACCCCCUCAUGAUAGCCUUCAGUAUCAACACCACCAUCCUGGUCGUUGUUCACAUGGCCGCUCUUCUCAUCAGUACCUGCAUCCUUCCUAACAUAGAAGCCGUCAGCAAUGUCCACAACGUGAACGCAGUCCAGGAGUCCCCGCACAACAGCCUUGCUUUCUACAUAGAGAUGUCAUGGAUCUUUUCUACUGUCCUGGGCAUCUUCCUCUUCCUCGUGGAGAUCAUCCUGCUGGCGUGGGUCAAGUUUGGUAUGGCUCACUACAACAGCGCGGCGCUCGCGGCCACCAUCAUCACAGCUCCCGUUCUGGUCAUUCUUAUCGUCUUCGCAUUCCAUUUCUACCGGAGGUUGGUCUCUCACAAGACGGAGAGCCAGACCAAAGGGCUGGAGGAGCUGGAGAGUAUGAACAACCAGCUAGACAAUGGUCAGCUUCAGAUUGUGUGAAAUAUGACCCCUCCCUGCUGUACAUAUAACCCAAGGAACACCUUGCAAGUUGCAAUGAUCAAAUACAUGUACUUGUACCUUUCAGAAGAGGCUAGAGUAACUCCUCCAUUCACUUCUCACAACUCAUCAACAGGGACAGUAGAAAUUUCAAGUUCGAUGUUAAGAUGAAGUCCAGUUUGACAUUAAGUUGGUUUUAAGCACAAAAUGAGAGGAGCAGGAUGUAGAAGUUUGAUGAAGGUGCAAGAAACGAUCUAUACGAAAGUUAUGAAUGAAUUUUUAAUGUUGUGAUUGAUCAAACAAAAUUGAUAACUCUUUGGUUUUAUACCUAAGCAGCUUUCCAUUUGUUUUGUACAAAAUAUUUCUUAAUUUCUUGAAUUUUUAUUUCUUCCCCAAAAUGCCAUCAUUUUUUUCAUCAAAAAACCAAAAAAAGGGGUUAUUUUUUUUAUUAUAUUUUUUAACUACAACAUUUUACAAAUAUGCAUGUAUGGAAAGCUGCCCAUAGUGUAAAUCAUAGAGUUGCCAGUUUGUGGUUGAUUGAUGACGAAUUUGAACAUUCAUGACUUUUUAAUUGUUUAUUGGAUUUUCCUCUAAACUUCUUGUUUUAAAAUGAAUGGAAGUGACUAAAGUUAACAUGUGAGGUUUGGAGUUUUAAUCAUUGCCUGGUUGGUAAUUCCUUGGACAAGGCAUGUUAGUGCCAAGGAUGUCACCUAGGGCUAGGGAUUUCCCUGUUUAUCUGUACAUGUAUUUGUCCUCCUGGAAUCAUUCUCUUCAAUAUGAACCUGGUGUCCUGGUUGGCUUUAAUCCUUCUGCUGUUGGGUGAUCAAUAUUCGUUG